CUCAUUGUAGAGAGAGAGAGGGGGGCCACUUGGGGGAGGGAGGGGUUGGGGUCGAGACAUACGGCGGGUAUCAUAUUUGUAGACGUAUAAAACGGGGGUGAGAGGCAGAGCACUUCUUCCAAGAGAGGAGUUCUAGUUUCUCUUUACAUCUUCCUCUCUUGGAAUGAGAGCUCGUUCAUUAAAUUACUGAACUCUUCCUCUCUCGCUCUUCACAUCUCUCUGAUCUAGCGGGGGAGAAAUCCUUGCCAGUGCUUUGAAGGAACCAUGGGUGGUGAUAAAGCAAUCAGUCUUGAAGAGAUUAAGAAUGAGACUGUUGAUCUGGAAAAAGUCCCAAUUGAGGAAGUCUUUGAGCAAUUGAAAUGCACCAGGGAGGGACUAAGUACCGAAGAAGGGGCCAACAGGCUUCAAAUUUUCGGCCCUAACAAGUUGGAAGAGAAGAAGGAAAGCAAAUUUCUCAAGUUCCUUGGUUUCAUGUGGAAUCCACUCUCUUGGGUGAUGGAGGCUGCAGCUAUCAUGGCCAUUGCACUGGCCAAUGGAGGCGGAAAGCCCCCGGAUUGGCAAGAUUUUGUUGGUAUUGUUUGCCUGCUUGUUAUCAACUCUACUAUAAGUUUCAUUGAAGAGAACAACGCAGGAAAUGCUGCUGCAGCCCUUAUGGCUGGUCUUGCUCCUAAAACAAAGGUUCUCAGGGAUGGUCGAUGGAGUGAGCAGGAAGCUGCUAUUCUUGUACCUGGAGACAUUAUCAGCAUUAAGCUGGGAGAUAUUGUCCCUGCUGAUGCUCGUCUUCUUGAAGGUGAUCCUUUAAAGAUUGACCAAUCUGCUCUCACAGGAGAAUCCUUGCCUGUGACCAAGAACGCGUAUGAUGAAGUUUUCUCUGGCUCGACUUGCAAACAAGGUGAACUAGAAGCAGUAGUCAUUGCAACUGGUGUUCACACUUUCUUUGGAAAGGCGGCACAUCUUGUGGACAGCACCAACCAGGUGGGACACUUCCAGAAAGUGCUCACUGCAAUUGGUAACUUCUGUAUUUGCUCCAUCGCCGUUGGUAUGGCUGCCGAGGUAAUAGUGAUGUACCCAAUUCAGCACAGGCCAUACAGAAAAGGAAUAGAUAACCUCCUUGUUCUUUUGAUCGGAGGCAUUCCCAUUGCUAUGCCCACUGUCUUGUCUGUCACCAUGGCUAUUGGAUCCCACAGGCUAUCCCAGCAGGGAGCUAUCACCAAGAGAAUGACUGCUAUUGAGGAAAUGGCUGGAAUGGAUGUCUUGUGUAGUGAUAAGACUGGAACUUUGACCCUAAAUAAAUUGACUGUUGAUAAAUCCUUGAUUGAGGUAUUUGCAAAGGGUGUGGAUCCUGAGCAUGUGCUACUCCUUGCUGCAAGGGCGUCCAGAACUGAAAACCAAGAUGCUAUUGAUGCUGCCAUUGUUGGUACGCUUGCUGAUCCAAAAGAGGCAAGAGCUGGUAUCAAAGAGGUUCACUUCUUUCCUUUCAACCCUGUGGAUAAAAGGACUGCUUUGACGUACAUUGACUCUGAAGGGAACUGGCACAGAGCUAGCAAGGGAGCCCCUGAGCAGAUUUUGACUCUAUGCAACUGCAGAGAAGACUUAAAGAAAAAAGUUCAUAGUGUUAUCGAUAAAUUUGCCGAGCGUGGGCUCCGGUCUUUGGCUGUUGCCAGACAGGAAGUACCAGAGAAAUCGAAGGAUUCCCCAGGUGGUCCAUGGCAAUUUAUUGGACUCUUAUCUCUUUUCGAUCCUCCCAGACAUGACAGUGCUGAGACCAUCCGCAGAGCUCUAAACCUCGGUGUCAAUGUCAAAAUGAUUACUGGUGACCAACUUGCCAUUGGUAAGGAGACUGGCCGUAGGCUUGGUAUGGGAGUAAAUAUGUACCCAUCUGCUUCUUUACUUGGUAAUCACAAGGAUGAGUCUAUAGCCGGCCUUCCCGUUGAAGAACUGAUUGAGAAGGCAGAUGGUUUUGCUGGGGUGUUUCCAGAGCACAAAUAUGAAAUCGUGAAGAAACUGCAGGAGAGGAAGCACAUUGUUGGAAUGACUGGUGAUGGUGUCAACGAUGCCCCUGCUCUGAAGAAGGCAGAUAUUGGAAUUGCUGUUGCUGACGCUACUGACGCUGCAAGAGGCGCUUCUGACAUUGUUCUCACUGAACCUGGGCUUAGCGUUAUCAUUAGUGCAGUGUUGACUAGCAGAGCUAUAUUCCAGAGAAUGAAGAACUAUACAAUAUAUGCAGUGUCUAUCACCAUCCGUAUUGUGUUUGGCUUCAUGUUUAUUGCAUUGAUUUGGAAGUUUGAUUUCUCCCCCUUCAUGGUUUUGAUCAUUGCCAUUCUGAAUGAUGGUACAAUUAUGACCAUCUCUAAGGAUAGAGUGAAGCCAUCUCCAUUGCCUGAUAGCUGGAAGUUGAAAGAGAUUUUCGCCACUGGUGUAGUUCUUGGAGGCUAUCUUGCUCUGAUGACUGUUAUUUUCUUCUGGCUGAUCCAUGAAACCGACUUUUUCUCCGACAAAUUUGGAGUUAGAAGUAUCAGAGACAGCGAGGAUGAAAUGAUGGCUGUUCUAUACUUGCAAGUGAGUAUUGUUAGCCAAGCCCUAAUCUUUGUGACCAGGUCUCGCAGCUGGUCAUUCGUGGAACGCCCUGGACUUCUGCUCCUGACUGCUUUCAUGAUUGCUCAACUGGUUGCGACUCUGAUAGCUGUGUAUGCCAACUGGGGUUUUGCAAGAAUUCAAGGCUGUGGUUGGGGAUGGGCUGGUGUUAUCUGGAUUUACAGCAUCGUCUUUUAUCUGCCCCUCGACUUGAUGAAGUUCGCCAUCCGUUACAUCUUGAGUGGAAAGGCGUGGCAGAAUCUGUAUGACAACAAGACUGCUUUCACAACCAAGAAAGAUUACGGAAAAGAGGAGAGAGAAGCACAAUGGGCUCUUGCUCAGAGGACUCUGCAUGGCCUUCAAACGCCAGAAGCUAACAACAUUUUCAACGAGAAGAGCAGCUACCGUGAAUUGUCAGAAAUCGCAGAACAGGCCAAGAGGAGAGCGGAGAUUGCAAGGUACAAACUCAACUUAGUUCAAUGUAUUAUUCCUUUGGUUGAAAAUGAGCUAAAACUUGUAGGCCAUAAUUCCACAGGCUACGGGAGCUGCACACACUCAAGGGGCACGUCGAGUCUGUUGUGAAGCUCAAGGGGCUCGACAUUGAGACGAUCCAGCAACAUUACACCGUCUAAACAAAAGCCUAACGAGGAGCUGUUCUGGGACGAGAGCAUAUAUUCGAAGAACAGACUAAUACCUUUUAGAUAAAACUGUUCUUAAGAGGAACAAGACAGUGACAUGCCAAAUUCCUCGUUAUUUCUUGUGUUUAUUGUUUCUUAAUGUAAUGUCAGUCAAGCUGCCCUAGAAUGGGCUGAUCUUUGGCUCUUUAUUGAGUACGAUGACAUCUCCCUGUUACACAGUUUUCAGGAGCCCGAAUCUUGUAUUUUUCCAUCUGCUUUCAUCUUUUUCCUAGUUAAUCUAUAAUGACUCUUCACUCAAAGAUGUACGUGAUUGUGAAGAAAAACCAAAAGUUUCUUUAUUUAAAUUGUUACUCAGAAAA
This is a messenger RNA of Salvia miltiorrhiza (redroot sage), 3571 nucleotides long. RefSeq names its product plasma membrane ATPase 4. Gene Ontology annotation, biological process: proton export across plasma membrane; regulation of intracellular pH. The record is from RefSeq and is a predicted model, not a curated record. NCBI's taxonomy places the organism in Eukaryota, Viridiplantae, Streptophyta, Magnoliopsida, Lamiales, Lamiaceae. Gene Ontology annotation, molecular function: ATP binding; P-type proton-exporting transporter activity; ATP hydrolysis activity. Gene Ontology annotation, cellular component: plasma membrane. Bases 265 to 3156 code for a protein of 963 amino acids. The transcript has 15 exons.